ACUGAAUCAACAACUGACACUUCUACUGAAUCAGCCACUGACACCCCCACUGAAUCAACAACUGACACUCCCACUGAAUCAACAACUGACACCCCCACUGAAUCAACAACUGACACCCCCACUGAAUCAACCACUGACAUCCCCACUGAAUCAACAACUGACACCCCCACUGAAUCAACCACUGAUACCCCCACUGAAUCAACAACUGACACCCCCACUGAAUCAACAACUGACACUCCCACUGAAUCAACAACUGACACCCCCACUGAAUCAACAACUGACACUCCCACUGAAUCAACAACUGACACCCCCACUGAAUCAACAACUGACACUCCCACUGAAUCAACAACUGACACCCCCACUGAAUCAACAACUGACACCCCCACUGAAUCAACAACUGACACUCCCACUGAAUCAACAACUGACACCCCCACUGAAUCAACAACUGACACCCCCACUGAAUCAACCACUGACAUCCCCACUGAAUCAACAACUGACACUCCCACUGAAUCAACAACUGACACCCCCACUGAAUCAACAACUGACACUCCCACUGAAUCAACAACUGACAUCCCCACUGAUUCAACAACUGACACUCCCACUGAAUCAACCACAGACACCCCCACUGAAUCAACAACUGACACCCUCACUGAAUCAACA
Molecule: messenger RNA, 660 nt
Organism: Eriocheir sinensis (Chinese mitten crab)
Lineage: Eukaryota; Metazoa; Arthropoda; Malacostraca; Decapoda; Varunidae
Product: endoglucanase-like
Exons: 1
Source: RefSeq, a predicted model, not a curated record